Molecule: messenger RNA, 231 nt
Organism: Blastomyces gilchristii SLH14081
Lineage: Eukaryota; Fungi; Ascomycota; Eurotiomycetes; Onygenales; Ajellomycetaceae
Exons: 1
Coding region: 1-231 (76 amino acids)
Source: RefSeq, a predicted model, not a curated record
AUGAUUCAGAAUAUUGAGAAGACAGUUCUGCUCUCUGAGCAUGUCAAUCUACUUACUACUGAGAUGGAACCUGAGGCAGUAGAUCAGAAAAUGCAGGAUUUUGAGAUACAGAUUAAUCUGGCUGAGAGAGAGCAGCAGAAACCCUCUUCUGAGAAGAUAGUGAAGAGAGAUUUUGAGAUGAUUAUCAUCUCAGAUGAGAAGGAGAAGAAGAAGAAGAAGAAUAAGAAGUAA